AUGGUAUUGGAACGGUACUCAGCCAAGAACCCUGGAAAUGCUCAGGGACUACCCUGGAGGGGCCACGUGUGGGGACGCCAGGUGGCGAAGUCUAGCCGUCUCCACAGGGGUGGGGGAGCCCCUGGGACAGAUUUCUGGGCACCUUCGUUUACCUUCAGCAGUGACUGGCUGGGUGGUCACUUCCUUUUGACGAACUUGCUGCUGGACAAGCUGAAAGCCUCUGCUCCUUCACGCAUCAUCAACCUCUCGUCCUUGGCCCACGUUGCUGGGCACAUAGACUUCGAGGACUUGAACUGGGAGAAGAGGAAGUAUGACACUAAGGCAGCCUACUGCCAGAGCAAGCUGGCCGUUGUCCUCUUCACCAAGGAGCUGAGCCGGCGGCUGCAAGGCACGGGCGUGACUGUCAAUGCCUUGCACCCCGGCGUGGCCAGGACAGAGCUAGGCAGACACACGGGCAUGCACAGCUCUGCCUUCUCCAGCUUCACGCUCGGACCCAUCUUCUGGCUGCUGGUCAAGAGCCCCCAGCUGGCGGCCCAGCCCAGCACCUACCUCGCCGUGGCGGAGGAGUUGGAGGGCGUUUCUGGAAAGUACUUUGAGGGACUCAAAGAGAAGGCUCCGGCCCCGGAAGCUGAGGAUGAGGAGGUAGCCCAGAGGCUUUGGGCUGAAAGCGCCCGCCUUGUGGGCUUGGAAAUGUCCUAUGGAUCCUCUGAGAGGGGACAGCCCCUCCCCAAGUAACUUCUGGGAGCAGGUACGAAAGCCAAAGGGAGGCAGUCACCAAGAUGGCCCAAGGAAUGCUGGCUGCCAUGUGCCUGCAGCACCCUGUAGGUGGCAGUCUUGGCUGAAGAAUGCUGGCUGCCAUGCCUGAAGCGCCCUCUAGGUGGCAGUAUUGCCCCUUUUCUGGCCACAGUGGAUUGGACAGCAGGUGAGCACCUGACCCAGGGGCUGGCUGGUACAGUGUGCCCUGCUGCCAGCAGGUGAGCUGGGCCAUCAGAUGCCUCCCUUGGGAAUCCAAACCAGGAAUUUUGGGGUGCGGCAUCAGCUCCCUCUGGUGUGGGCCAUGUCGGGGACUGGAUGGCCAUGGGCAAGGUGUCUGGCUGAUGCUUGAGUUCAUGGUCCCCCGUUGGACCUUGCACACCUCCAGUCUCCUCUCUGAGCCUUGGUUUCUCCAGCUGUGAACUGUGCAGAAUAACCUGACUACCUCAUUGGAUGGCCGUGAGUUAAUCGCUUGGCUUGGAGAAUGGCAGCUGCACAUUCCUUGCCGUUGGAUGUUUACUGAAGACCUUCUGUGUGCCAGACCCUAGCAAGGUGCUGGGGGUGCCCCCCAGGAGCAGACCGACUCAGAUCUGGCCCUGUUAUCUCCGGGUCACGCUGGGGCAGCAUGGUGGGGAGGAAGCACUGAGGAAACAGGCGGCCUUCCCUCCUAUCCCCGCUCACCAGCUGCCGUGCUGUGGGCGGCCCGCGGAGGGGCCCGAAGUGGGUCUCUCUGGGCUGAAAGCAAGGAGUGAACGGUUCUGAGAGGAAGACAGAUACCAUAUGAUAUCAUCAUUUGGGGAAUCUAAUUGAAAAAUGAAACAGACGAACUUAUUUGCAGAACAGAAACAGACUGACAGAUAUCAGAAAACAGACGGUUACCAAAGGGGAAACGUGUGUGUGAGGGGGAGGGAUAAAUCAGGAGCUUGGGCUUGACAUACACACACUACUAUAUAAGAUAGCUAACCGACCAGGACCUACUGUAUGGCACAGGGAACUCUACUCAGUAUUCUUUGAUAACCUAUAUGAGAAAAGAAUCUGAAAAAGAAUGAAUACGUGUGUAUGUAUAACUGAAUCACUUUGCUCUGUACCUGAAACCAACAUAACAUUGUAAAUCAACUAUACUCAAAUAAAAGUAAAAAAAAAAAAAAAAAAAAAAAAGAGUGAACAGGUAUCGUUCCUUCUGGAGGCUCCCAGGGAGAACCUGUUUCCUUACGUUUUUCCAGCUUCUAGAGGCGCCUGCACUUCUUGGCCUGUGGCCCCUUCAUCUGCAGAGCAGACAACGGCAGGCCAGGUCCUUCUCACGCUGCCAUCUCACUGUUUCUCCCGCUUCUGCCUCCGUCUCCUGGUUUUAAGGACUCUUGUGAUAUCACUUGGCCCAUUCAGAUAAUCCAGGAUCAUCUUCCUCCUUUAAAGUCAGCUGAUUGGAAACUUUAAUCCCAUCAUCCACCUUAAUCCCCCCUUUGCCUUGUAAAGUAACAGGGUUCUGGGGAAUAGGAUGUGGACACCUUUGGGAGGACCCACUUUUCUGCCUACCACUCUGUCCUUUUCAAAAUCUGCUUCCUUAGCACCGCCAGUUUAAUUCCCAUGCAUUCCUUUCUGCUCAAAUAAAGAGGAAUAAGCUUCAGGGACUUGCCUGGCGGUCCAGGGGUUAGGACUCCGCGCUUCCACUGCAGGGCGCACGGGUUCGAUCCCUGGUCAGGGAACUCAGAUCCCACAUGCCACGUGGCGAGGCCAAAAAAAAUUUUUUUUUAAUUAAAAAAAAAGGAGUCCGCUUCACCAGUGUUGCUUGCAAGCAAAUCAACUGAGAACAGGUUUUUAAAACCACAAACUCCCUACCCGCUAAAAAAGAAGAAAAAACUUGGGGGUGUGUUAGCAAGAAGAGGAGCUGGAAUUCAAAGUCUGAUUCUAGAACCCACUUGCUUUUUGGGGGGAGCGUUAGAGGUCUAAAUGCCCAGGAGGACGGCUAAUCUCAGGGAGAUUUGUCUGUGUGAGCAGCACACCUCAGGGCUAAUUUUAACCACAACGCUUCACAACCAAUACCUGCUUCCUUUCUGAAACGGAAACCCCCCGAGGGUCACAAACAUUGACUCACAAAUCAACCUAAUCCCCGUCUACUUCUCUGAAGCCUUUGAGGUGAUUCACAAACCUAGCUACGAUCUUCAGACUGAUGGAAGGUGAUAGAAACCAAUCUCAAACAAAACAAUGCAAAACAAAACCCAAAGCCCCAGAAGCCCAGAGAGGAGAUGGUGCAAAGUAAUAGACAGACCCCGGAAUGCAACGUGAAAAGGACGACGCUUCAGGGGGUGGGUUCUUCACAGAGGGAACCCAAGUCAGGGUCACAUCCUCAUACCUCACUCUGGGGCUUGGGAAUGCUGUCAGGAUGCCUUGGGCUGCUGAUGGCAGGACAUACUCAAAGGAUGUAAGCUGCGCUGACUUUCACCCCAGGCAAAAGCAAGAAGGAACGCUAUUUCACAGAAGUAGAAGCCCAGGGGGGUGGCAGGCUUUGAGUUCAGCGACAUCAUCAAGAUUCCUACUGCAAGACGCAGGUCUGACGAUUUCCAAUGCAACGUCAUUCCCAGGCUGGGUGUUUGUAACAGGUUGGAUGGUGGGGUGCCUCCCCCUAAAAGAUAUGUCCGAGUCCUAACUCGCAAUACCUGUGAAUGGGAGCCAAUUUGCAAAAAGUUUCUUUACCGACAUAAUUAGGGAUCUCGAGAUGAGAUUGUCCUAGAUUAUCUGGGUGGACCCUAAGUCCAACAAGUGUCCUUAGAAGACAGAGAGAGCAGAGGAGGAAGCAAUGAGGGGAUUCAGGGCAGAGACGGGGAUGGUGCGGCCUCAAAUCGAGCAGUGGCUGGAGCCCGCAGAAGCUGCAAACGGCAAGGAACAGAACCUCCCCCAGAGCUUCCGGAGGGUGCGUGCCCCGCCCCGCCCCGCCCCGACACCUUGAAUUUGGACUUCUGGCCUCUGGAACUGUGAGAGAAUACAUUUAUGUGGUUCGAAGUCACCGAGGUGAUGGUAUUUGUUACAGCAGCCAGAGGAAACUAAUGCAGUCUCUUUGGGGGGGUGGGUCACGAGAUGACUACCAGAGCCAAUUUGGGCCACUUGUUUCCUUGUUUUUUGCCCAGUGAUGGGGAGAGAAGCAUUUCUCUUUGAUUUGUCAAAUUGGGCUCAGGUCAUGUGCUCAUCUUAGAACCCACAAGAGCCCCCCAGGGAAAGGCAGAAGGUAACAGACUUCAAGCAGGGUUUCCCAACACCAGCGCUGCUAACAUUUGGGGCCGGAUAAUUCUUUGCUGUGGGGCAGGGGUCUGU
Molecule: messenger RNA, 4059 nt
Organism: Physeter macrocephalus (sperm whale)
Lineage: Eukaryota; Metazoa; Chordata; Mammalia; Artiodactyla; Physeteridae
Product: retinol dehydrogenase 13-like
Exons: 5
Coding region: 1-735 (244 amino acids)
Biological process (GO): retinal metabolic process
Cellular component (GO): mitochondrial inner membrane
Molecular function (GO): all-trans-retinol dehydrogenase (NADP+) activity
Source: RefSeq, a predicted model, not a curated record